Messenger RNA from Pseudophryne corroboree (corroboree frog), 6614 nucleotides. It is a transcript of the gene NPTX2, whose product is annotated as neuronal pentraxin 2. The record is from RefSeq and is a predicted model, not a curated record. The coding region runs from base 404 to 1720 and encodes 438 amino acids. NCBI's taxonomy places the organism in Eukaryota, Metazoa, Chordata, Amphibia, Anura, Myobatrachidae. The transcript has 5 exons.
GCCUGCCGACGCUGUCCCUUUAAGAUGUGCCUGUGAGAUGAGCUCGGGCAGUGGCUGUCUCUGCUGGAGAGAAGGAGGAUCGCACAGAGCAGACACACGCAUAGAAUCACUCUCCCUAGCUGGACGUCCACCAAGUAGCAGAAAGUGGCACCUUAGUGUAGUUUCUCCUCUACGACGCUUUGUUAGCACUCGGCACUACUUCAAAAGUGCACAGUCCACCAAACGACCAAGAGGUCCGACUUGGUCGUCUAAACUCAGCCGCCUGUUGCAGCAACCUGUGGGAGAGUUGUGGUUGAAGAGGGAAUCUGCACGAUCUGGUUAAUCCAAGUGAUUUGAUCUGGGCGAGCUAAAGAACACCAAACCGGGAAGGCUCCUGUGUGGAGCUGUAGUGGUAGCACUAGGCAUGAUCGCUCUGAUAAGUGGGAUUAUCUGCCUGCUCGCCCUGGCCACAGGCAACACUAUAAAGACCCAGGAGAAGCCAGGGGAGCGCUUCGUUUGCACUGCCCUCCCUCCUGAUGCCACCCCAGGCUGCCAUAUGCCAGGCUACUCCGGAACCCCGGAAGAGGAGCUGCGAUCCACCGUGAUCCAGCUGCGGGAGACAAUCCUGCAGCAGAAGGAGACGAUUGGUAACCAGAAGGAGACUAUCCGGGAGCUGACUGCCAAGCUUACCCGUUGCGAGAGCCUGUCCGAGGGCGCAGGGCAGGAUGGCAAGCAUGGCUCGUGGAAAAAACUCUCCGGGAAGUCCGGAGGAAAAGAUACCAUGGGAGAUCUCCCCAGGGACCCCAGCCAGAUCAUCGACCAACUCAGCCGCACCAUGCAGUCCCUAAAAGACAGGCUGGAGAAUUUGGAGCAUCAAUUGAGAUCCAAUGUGUCUUAUGCGGCUCUGCCUAAUGAUCUUCGAGAGAUACUCCAGAGGAGGCUGGGGGACUUAGAGCAUCAGCUUUUAAACAAAGUGGCUGAACUUGAAGAUGAGAAGUCACUGCUUCAUAAUGAGAGUGCAGCACACAGACACAGAACAGAGUCUGCGCUCUCUGCUCUUCUAGAAAGAGUUCAUGAGCUUGAGAAAGGAAGCAGCGCAUUUAAAUCACCAGAUGAUUUCAAGGUUUCCCUCCCGCUUCGUACAAAUUACUUGUAUGGGAAGAUUAAAAAGACUCUGCCUGAGCUGUUUGCUUUUACAAUCUGUAUGUGGCUGAAGUCGAGCGCAUCUCCUGGUAUUGGAACCCCAUUCUCCUAUGCUGUACAAGGACAAGCCAAUGAGAUUGUGCUGAUUGAGUGGGGAAAUCACCCAAUUGAACUAUUAAUCAAUGACAAGGUGGCACAGCUUCCUUUCUCUAUUGGGGAUGGCAAAUGGCAUCAUAUUUGCAUCACAUGGACAACCAGAGAUGGUAUGUGGGAAGCGUACCUGGACGGUGUGAAGCUUGGCUCAGGGGAAAACCUGGCCCCAUGGCACCCAAUUAAGCCAAAUGGAAUUCUUAUUCUUGGCCAGGAGCAGGACACUGUUGGAGGAAGAUUUGAUGCCACCCAAGCCUUUGUGGGAGAACUGAGCCAGUUCAAUAUAUGGGAUCGUGUCCUGAAAGUUGAAGAUAUCGUCAACAUAGCCAACUGCUCUACCAAUAUGCCUGGCAACAUCAUACCAUGGGCUGAUAACAACGUUGACGUCUUUGGGGGAGCAACAAAAUUACCCCUGGAACCGUGCGAAGAGCGUUUGAUAGAUUUAUAGCCAGGACAUUAUUUCCUUAAGUGCCCUACUUUACUGAGACAAUCUCUAAUGAGGUUACUUAUUUUACAAUGCACUUAUUUGCUCAGAUGAUUUUUUAUAAAACCCUUGACAAACAAGUAGUUUCAGCUGGAGUGCAGUUUAUUGCAAAAAUAAAAUGCUACACAGCAUUCUGCUAUACAGUGCAUACAUCCAGAGGGUGACUGGAAGGAUCAAAUAAUUCUUCUGACCAUCAGUAGCCAUAACACUUCCUAUCCCAGCAUAUAUAGUUCUUUAAAGUCUGCUGACAUUAUAUAGCUACAACAUAUAUUUAUUAAUGAUGUACCAAUUGCAGGAUUCUGAUGGGUUUCAGACAAAUUAUAAAGGCUUUUUAAAAAGACAAUUUAAUCCUAAUUUCCCUAAAGUUUUAAGGUGGAGUAUUUUUAAAAAUAAAGAUACUGAUUUAUUAUAAUAAAUAGUAAUAUUAUUAUUAUUAUUAUUAUUAUUAUUAUUAUUAUUAUUAUUAUUUUCUGAUUCCAUUUUUACUUGAAAGAAACCAUAAGUUCAGGAAGCUAAAUCACAUAAACAAAUAUAUACAGAUGGAGCAUGUUUAUUUGAGAUUCAUGUGGCACAUAGUGGCAUGGACAAAACCCAGAUAAUUGUGACCUAAAUGCUCAAAAUCUUAACAUAAUGUGUAUGUGAACAUGGUGCAACUAAGAGUGCUUGUUGUACUGUAUAUUUUGUCUCCAAUAAACAUACUCCAUAUUGUAUGUACACUGUAUACAUUAUGCAAGUUAAGUCUCUCAUAUCUGAAAUGCUUGGGUCCAAAAGUAUUUUGGAUUUUUCCAUAAUUUGGAAUACUUGCAUACCAUAAUGAGGGAUGGGACCCAAGUCUGAACAUGAAAUGCAAUUAUGUUUCAUAUACAUCUUACACACAUAGCCCUAAUGUAAUUUUGCACAAAAUGUUUAAUAAUUUUCUGCAAGAAACAAAAUUUGUGUACAUUGAACCAUCAGAAAACAAAGUUGUCACUGUCUCAGUUUCACUCCAAAAUAUUUUAAUUUUGGAAUAUUGGAUAUGGGAGACUCAAGCUGUAUACAGUAUAUAUUCACAGUGACAGAUGCACAGACACCCACACACACCCCCACAAUAUGUGCGUGGUGUGUAUGAGUGUGUAUAUUACCAUAAGUGUUUCUUCAGUACCAUGAAGAUUGGUAGGGUGACCUUCAGUUAUAAUUUAAAUCAUUCAGAUCCUCACAAUCUAGGGGAUUUAUAGUAUGUUUGCCUCUGGAUACUUUCACUAUAGCAUUGUUUUCUCCAUAAGGGAAUUGUCUUUAUUGACAUAAGAAGCCAAACUAUUUUUUUUCUUUUUUAAUAUUAAAAAUCGUAUAUAUAAAUAUAUUUAUUCAACUUUAUUGACCUCCAAACUAUGUAAAUAAACUACUGUAUUUGGAGAUUAACAGAAAAGAAUUUAUACUAAUUUUUACUAAGACUAUUUAUGCCAGCACUACUAUUAAAUUAUAUGUAUAAAAUCUUAUUAAUGCAUAAAUGUAAUGACAUUUUAUGUUUAUUAAAAUAUGGCAUAACCCUCUGAAGGAGUAUAAGAAUAAUUUAAUAACCUGAUGAUUUAACUAAAAUAAAGUAUUGACUUUUAUGAGUCUGACCUACGGUAGACUAUUCAAAGCCUUUAUUUGAUUGGCUGUUUGUGAUUGCCAAUAUUUCCUGCUAAAUAAACACUUACAUUAAUUGCUGCUAUAUAUAUAUAUACACCAGUGGUGGUUAUUUACUAACAAAUAGUAAGUGCAUAGUAAACAGUCAGACAUUAACAUUCAUCUACUGUAACAUGCACUAUACAGAUCGUUCCAAUUGUUGAUUGGUUGCUAUGGGUUACAAUACAUGUUAGCAACAAAACCCCACUGUUUAAUAAUACAGCCAUAUUUCAUGUUCUACUUCAGAUGAAUAGACCAGCUCCCACAUCUCUGCAUCAGUAGUUAUCUUCCUUUUCCAAAAAUUGUUAGUUCAGUAAGCAUAAGGGCAAUACAGAUCAUGAGAUGAGACCUACAACUAAAAUAAUGUUGACCAUUUUCACCACAUCUAAUGCAGUAUUCUGUCACAGAAUCACUAAAAUUACAAUUGCAUACUGCUAGAAGUGAAUGGGCAAGUUAAUUGCAAUUAGCAUGAUGUAAUGUUUCUAGUUGGAUUUAAGGAGUUGUUAUUCCAUUUGUAGCAAAGAAAAUAAAUCAAAUUAAAUAAAGUAAAAAUGAUCAGCAAGUUCCUUAAAUAUCAUGUAAAGUGGCAUAGUGCUAAAUUGUAGUUAUAUUAUUACACUACCUGAACCAUCUUCAGUGUCUAUGCGCAUCUUUCCAUAAUCAUCUGUACAAAUUGUUUUAGUGCAGUGAUGGCUAACCUUGACACUCCAGCUGUUGUUGAACUACACAUCCCAGCAUGCCCUGCAUCAGUUUUAGCAAGGCCAAAUAGCAAAACUGUAGCAGGGCAUGCUGGGAUGUGUAGUUCAACAACAGCUGGAGUGUCAAGGUUAGCCAUCACUGUAUUUAGUGUGUACUGUAUAUCAUUACUGAUUCAGUUACCCUCAAGCAAAUAAUAGAUAUUGAUUAGUAGAAUUGUUACACUGCCACCUGUUGGUAAGAUGCAGACAUUGCAGUGUGCUAUCUCCAGGCUUCAUAAGCGGGUGACUGAAGUUGAGAGAGUUGAAGCAAGUCUACCUAGGCUCCAUGAUCCACCUUUGAUUUAAGCUUAGUCAGUGAACCAAGUGAACUACAGAACUGGAACGUCUCCAGAUCUCAUAAUCAAUGUCUGGUAAUGGCCAAUAAAAAAUGAUUGCAGUCCAGUUGAUGGCAGAAAGCCAAAGAAAAGUUAUCACAUUGAACGUAUACAGCAGAAUGUGUUGCAGUGAAAGAGUCACCGUGGCUAAGGGUUACAUUUUGAAUGUGGUGACAGAUCUGCUUAGUUUAGCUGUGAAGAGCCAAGGGCAUUAAAAUUAAUUGCAAAACAAAUAUAAAUUGUCAUCAUCCUUAUUGUCAGUGUAAAGGUCCAAAUGAUAACAGCCAAGUGGUAUGUAUAGAAAGGAAUACACAGGAUUCUUCUCGUCUACUUCUAUAGACAUCAGAUGGAAAAUCCACUUCACUUAUAGAUAGGGAAAGCAGCUUGGUUAAUGUCCUUUAAGGUCUAAAAAUUGCCCCCUUAUCGUUUGUCUCUGGCUAAAUAUUUGUAAUGAUAUUCUUUAUGGUUAUUACUCCAUCUGUGUCGUUUCUUAUUGGUUUCACCAUUGAUGUUCUUGUGUAAAGGGCUGAUAAUUUGAGCCAGUGCCAAAGUCACAUUAUGCUUGCCGCCUAUCAAUAUGUGUAUUGUAUAAUUUCAGUUCUAAAUAACAUUCAUUGAAUCUCUUUGGAAUAUUUUUUCUUUAAUAUAUUUUUUCUUUAAUAAUAAUAAAUGCAUUUGCACCACUUGCUUUGUAACAUGGUCUGUCCGGGUGCAGAGUUACAGUACUUGCUUGUUUUCCUUACUCCCACUUCAGAUUCAGGCCAUAAAAUAGAUGUUACAUUUGCACAGACUUGGGCCUAUUCAGUCUUGAAGGCAAGUCAGUUUUGUGUAUGGAUAUGGACAUUUUUAGCACCGCGCAUGCUCCGGCGCCAUAUACAUACAUAUGUAGGUGAUUCAGAAUCAAAUGCAUCCCAGUUGCAUAUGCACUUAAGUCUGAAUGGGCGUAACUAGGUGGAAAUGGUGCAGUGAUGUAGUGAUGGUGUGUCGAUGGAGCUACAGGCUUGCCGAGCUGUGCGUAUGCAUUGUUCUGUUUGCUUUUAGACGGAUGUCUUGCACCAGCUUCUGUAAGUGUACACUGAUAAUGACUGUUUGCUCAGCGCAUGGCUAAGGACAGUGCAGUUGUAUAUAGGGGUAAACAUCCGCAUUUUCCUAUACACACAAUGCAUUUUAAGUGCUUGCGGUCAACACUGAAUUGGCCCCAGUGAAGACAACUGCUUUCUAGGCUGAAACAGAAUUCAAGAGAAUGCUGCCCUUCAAGUCACUAGGAACCUAUAACAUUAGUGGAGGAGUCUGAUGAACAAGUGUCACCAUUGAGGUACUGCAUGUGGCACAAAAUAUCUUAAGGACAUGAAUACAGCAUACCUCAUGCUUCAGAGAAAUCACAGAUACCUAGUGAAUUGAUAGGCUGUGUUCUCAUGAAAACUAGUUAAGCUCACAGGAUAGUUGUUUGCACUGUGUAUGGGUGAGACAUGUUCUGUUCAUUUGUGCUGAACUACCAAUCACAGGAUCUUUAGGGUUGCAAUGAAUCGUGGUAGUUGUAGUCCAGUCACUUCUACAGUACCGGAAUAAUGUCCUGCAUUAUUACAUGGUUUUACAUCUUGCAAGAACACAUGAUAUGGGUAAAUAUUGGGAUGAGACAGUAGAUAAAAGGAACAUUUAUUCUGCUGUAUAAUAUUGUUUUAUUUUUUAAUAUUUACUGUAUAUGAAAUGUACAUUGAUCUGCAACAGAGUUAAUCAGCCUAUUUAGAUUUAGGUCAGAUUUUAUAAAUGGUAUAAAUCCUAACUUCAGAUGUUUUAAUUAAAAAUGCAGUAUCGGAGGAUUGCGUUUUAAUUGUGUGCUGCUAAUUAUACUGAAGUGUUUGCUAAUUGUUUUUCAUGAUGCCUUAGCAUAUAAACUCUCACUGGAAAGUGAUUAUUGUCAUUAAUGGAACUUAUUAUUUGUGUGCAAUGUCUCCACAUGUUCUUAUUUUAUUGAUAGCAUAAAUGUGAUUUAUAUAUUCUCAUGCCUGACCUGCAUACACAUCAUAUUAAAUAUUUAUGCUCAUGCAUAUGUAAACCUCCAGUCAUCCGCGUUCUUGGGGAUAUCUGCUAGUUCUGUCAGCUUAGAAAACAGAGGGGGAUUCAGUAAGAUGUGAUAAG